Fomitiporia mediterranea MF3/22 is the source of this 1517-nucleotide messenger RNA. Its product is annotated as WD40 repeat-like protein. Lineage: Eukaryota; Fungi; Basidiomycota; Agaricomycetes; Hymenochaetales; Hymenochaetaceae. Gene Ontology annotation, molecular function: protein binding. The record is from RefSeq and is a predicted model, not a curated record. The transcript is spliced from 4 exons. Bases 84 to 1517 code for a protein of 477 amino acids.
CCCAAACAUCGAGCGAUGGGCAAGCAUUCCCAAAAGUGAAAACUAAUAGUGCACGAAGAGCAAAUGGUGUUGAGGCUUCUGAGAUGGGGGAGUUCGAGGAUGCAUGGGAAGAUGAGAUCGAGAGCGAUGAGGAAGUCGUGGAGGGCAAGCAGGACGCUAAUGACGGGGAAGGGAUGGACGUAGAUGAGGUACUUCCACCAAUCGAGGAAUCCGAGGAGCAACAACCAGAACGCAAAGACGUUUACCUUCCGGGAAGGCAUGUCCUCGCCAAGGAUGAGAUUCUCGAACCAGAUGACUCAGUAUACGAAAUGCGACAUUCUUUAAACGUGGAUUGGCCGUGCCUUUCAUUCGAUGUCCUGCGCGAUAGCUUGGGCGAUGAGCGACAGCGAUACCCAGCAACUGCAUAUAUCGUCACGGGAACACAGGCGGACUACGCAAAAAAUAACGAGCUUCGAGUGUACAAAAUGUCUUCCUUACACCGAACGCAAAAGGAUGGUGACGAAUCCGACUCUGACGAAGACGACAAUAAUGACGACCUAGACGAGGAUGCUGUUCUCGAGCAUCGUUCUGUGCCGCACCUCGGUGGUGUAAACCGAAUACGCGCCCAACCUCUACCUCCUUCAACACCAUUACCUCCCGUAAAUUCUCCUUAUUAUGUUGCAUCGUGGGCGGAGACAGGGAAAGUGCACAUCUGGGACGUCCGGCCAUUAAUCGAAUCGCUCGACGUUCCUGGUUAUUCACUUGACAAAAAACGUUCAAACACGCCGGUGCACACCAUAAACUCUCAUGGCCGUGCCGAGGGGUUCGCACUAGAUUGGGCCGCCGACAGCGCCAACCCAGCAGCGUUACGCCUUCUCACCGGCGACGUUCACUCAAAAAUCUUCCUCACUACAACUACGCAAUCCGGUUUCGUUACACAGAACCAGCCUUUCACUUCACAUACAUCAAGUGUAGAAGACUUACAGUGGAGCCCCGCGGAACCGACUGUUUUCGCAUCUUGUUCCGCGGAUCAGAGCGUCCGAAUCUGGGAUAUCAGAAUGAAAGGGCGGAAGAACGCACUUGCUGUCACUCCAGCACAUGAGAACGACGUCAAUGUCAUCAGCUGGAACAGGAGCACAUCGUAUCUUCUACUUUCUGGCGGAGACGAAGGCGGAAUCAAAGUAUGGGAUUUACGGAACUUCUCCAAUUCCAAACCUACACCAUCCCCGGUAGCGUGCUUCAUGUGGCACAAAGCUCCUAUCACUUCGAUUGAGUGGCACCCGUCUGAAGACUCGAUCUUCGCAGCUUCUGGAGCAGACGACCAAGUCACGCUUUGGGAUCUAGCGGUUGAACAGGAUGAUGAUGAAGCAGGUGUGCCGAUGGAAGACGGGAGCCAAGACAAUGUACCGCCGCAAUUGCUGUUUGUUCACCAAGGCCAAAAAGACGUCAAGGAAGUCCAUUGGCACCCUCAGAUUCCUGGAGCCGUCAUCAGCACUGCUUAUGACGGGUUCAAUAUAUUUAAAACUAUAUCUGUAUAG